AUGCGAUACGAGAACUGGGAUGUGCUGCUCUUCCCUGAGAGCUCCAAGGUGCCGAUUCAGGAGUUCAGGACACAAUGUUUCGUUACCCAAGAGGAAGUGGAGACUCCGUAUAUCAACAGUGCUGCCAUCGUCAAUCCAGGCUCUUACUUCAUGCCGCGAGCUAGUGUUGUCCAACUGCCAGUUCUCACCACUUUCAUCCCGAGUUUGCCCCAGAAUACCCCGUUCCGAGUGUCUGUUCAUAGCUGGGACAAACCUCGUCCCAGCCUUUUAAUGGAGAGUUUGAUGCAACCAGAUGAUGCCUUGCUCUUCGAGAUCCGGAUUUUCAUUGAUGGGCUAUGUGUUUCAAUCAGAGUGGUUAUAGCUGAAGGAUUCGCUCGGCCAAAUCGCAAUCCUCCGUUCGAGAGAGUCAAGGAUAUAAUUGCGUUUUCGUUCCAGCAUGCGCCUCUGCGUAAGUGCUUUCUGAUGAUCUCUCUUCCCUCUAACCAAGUGGUCUCAGCUGAUCCCAGAGCAGAAGUCCUAGAGUGCUCCAACAUUGCCUGGCCUAAUUCUGGCAUGUGGUCCCGCGGGCAGCGUGUCUUCAAAUACAAUGCUGGAAGCGUUCUGAGUGGCACAAAGCAAGAAGAGGACCUACAUGCCCACUCGCCAACUCGACAUGAGAAUCGAAGCGUGGUAGCCAACAGCAACCGCGUCAGUAACCCAGCGGCGUAUACAGCUUGGCCGUAUAGGAAUUAUCCACCACCUCCCCCGCCUCAGUGGCAAAAUAGCAACAGGGAGACAACGUGGACGUAUCAACCUACUCAAGAACCUCUCAUGGCGGACCCUUUCAUCGAUCCACACAUCCUUGACCCCGCUGCACGCCAUCGAGGGGCAAGACCUUCUUGGGAGGACGUGUGUAUGCCUGAUUAUAUUUCCAAUUCAUCCAGCAGCCGCGCUAUAUCCAGCAUGACCGGUAUAAGCUACGAGCAUAGCAAGCAACCAAGCAUUGUUGCUCCUAUUGAUGAGGAAACGUAUUCUCAACUUUUCGAGGGAGUCAGUCCCCCAAAGCCUCUCGCCUGCACUUCUCAAGCACCCAAGAAUACGUCAUCAGCAUUACCUCCUGUUGCUUCUAAGCUUUCUGCUGCUGCCGAAGAGCGUUCAUCGUCUUGUGUCAAGACAGCAAGGCGCCCGUCAAUUCUGAAGGAGCUUUCACAGCCAGGAUCCAGAAGCGUCUCUGGUUCCAGCGCCAAAUCCAGUCUCCCUGCCGAGGCAUUGCUGGAAGCUACAGCAACUUGCAAACUGCACGUUAGUCCUACUACACAGAUCAGGAGCAAGAAGGAGGGAAACUCUUCGGAUAACAAAGAGAAUGAGGCCUCUAGCGAGACACCACGCCGGGAUAAUGACAAGGUCGACCGUACACCUACCAAGCUCACCGUGCGCACAAGUGGAAAUUUCGAGACACCCAUCGAGUCCAGACGACGCCGUUCUACCACGGGUUCUGCUCGUGGAGGCGUGAGUCUCAUCGCUGAAAAAGAGACGGUGCUCCUCAGUCCGUCCAAGAACUUGCCCGUGGUCGAAGAUCAUGUCACCGUAGUGGAAGAUCAUGAUCAACACGCAAGCUUUGGUGACUUUCUGGAUGCGAAACUUCAGAUUAUCGACACCGCUGCCGAUGCAGUCGAGAUUGACUAA
This is a messenger RNA of Aspergillus fischeri NRRL 181, 1665 nucleotides long. RefSeq lists its product as uncharacterized. NCBI's taxonomy places the organism in Eukaryota, Fungi, Ascomycota, Eurotiomycetes, Eurotiales, Aspergillaceae. The record is from RefSeq and is a predicted model, not a curated record. The transcript is spliced from 3 exons. The coding region runs from base 1 to 1665 and encodes 554 amino acids.